GGUCAGCAAGUGGAAGACGGCAACAUGGAUGGCGGACUCUAAUAACAGGAAGACUGGCCCACCAUGUGCACGGCCCGUGAAUGCGACAUGGAAGAAAUCCCCCUGGAUGAGGAUGAGUCCAGCAGCCUGGAGUUCAAAAUCCUGGCCUACUACGCCAGACACCACGUCUCCGUCUCCAAGAGCGCCUCGCCCGCCUUCUCGCCAAAGCUGCUGCGGACGCGCAGCUUGUCCCAGAAAGGCCUGGGCAGUUGGUCAGCCAGUGACCCCUGGCGGAUCCAGUUGCCCAAGACUUCCCGGAGUUCCCAAUCCACGGAGAAACACCUGGCCAAGAAAAAGUUUUCUUGGCUACCGUCCCUGGGAGCAGGCCCUGAGAAGGAGGAAGACGGGCCGGAGCUCCGGGCCCAGGGGAGUCCGCGAGCCGGGGAGAGUCCGGCGGGCGGCUUCCUCCGCAGGCCGCGCUGGUCCGCCCCGCGCUCCCUGGUGGAGCAUCGCACGGAGCCGGAAGCUGUGAACCCCAAAGUCGUUUCCAUUGCCAACCGAGUUGCUGAAAUUGUGCAUUCCUGGCCACCUCCGGAAGACAGCCACACCCAGGGAGGCAGCUCCAGGUUCCCAGGGGUUUUUGUAUGGGAGGGGCCCACCUGCUCAAAGGUUCCGGAGCCCCAGUCUAGAGGCGCGAGUGCCAAGAAAGAUGGAGAAGACCAAAUAAUAGCCAAAAUUGUGGAGUUGCUGAAAUAUUCAGGAGAUCAGUUGGAAAGAGAGUUGAGGAGAGACAAGGCUUUGAUGAGCACUUUCCAGGAGGGGCUGACCUACUCCGUCUUCAGGACCAUCACAGAUCAGUUCCUCAAAGCUGUGGACACCCGAGGAGAAUCCGAGGUCAAAGCUCAGGGCUUUAAGGCCGCCCUUGCAAUAGAUGUCGCCGCCAAGCUCACAGCCAUCGACAACCACCCCAUGAACAGGGUGCUGGGCUUUGGGACCAAGUACUUGAAAGAGAACUUCUCACCCUGGGUCCAACAGCAUGGUGGAUGGGAAACAGUCCUGGGGGUACCACGUGAAGAAAUAGACUGAAACAUGGAAGAGCGUCAUCUGGAAUACUCGUGAUUCAGCCGUGGCCCCGUGUACUUCACUCGAUCGGCAGUGGGCAAAACAGAGAUGGCCAAGACCAAGGCCAAGAGGACGCUGGCAUUUCCGAAACCACGGGAACGGAGGCAUCAGGAGAGGCCCCGCUGGUCUCCAGCUCAUGGAAUUUCAGCACGGCCCAUCCUUGACAGGGGCGUUUUUCCACGGGGGAAGAAGACCCCAUGGAAAGCAGUUCUCCUUACAAACUCCCAGGAGUAACCACCUUCCUAGCUCUACUGGCUUCUUUAGGGCAAGUGUGCUACAGAUGCCUGCCGGCCUCGCGAGGGCAACAUGAUAAAUUCUGCAUGGCUUA
Messenger RNA from Echinops telfairi (small Madagascar hedgehog), 1429 nucleotides. RefSeq names its product BCL2 like 14 (gene BCL2L14). The coding region runs from base 64 to 1065 and encodes 333 amino acids. The record is from RefSeq and is a predicted model, not a curated record. The transcript is spliced from 6 exons. NCBI's taxonomy places the organism in Eukaryota, Metazoa, Chordata, Mammalia, Afrosoricida, Tenrecidae. Gene Ontology annotation, biological process: regulation of apoptotic process.